Hibiscus syriacus is the source of this 5318-nucleotide messenger RNA. RefSeq names its product cysteine-tryptophan domain-containing zinc finger protein 7-like. The record is from RefSeq and is a predicted model, not a curated record. Gene Ontology annotation, molecular function: zinc ion binding. NCBI's taxonomy places the organism in Eukaryota, Viridiplantae, Streptophyta, Magnoliopsida, Malvales, Malvaceae. The coding region runs from base 113 to 4855 and encodes 1580 amino acids. The transcript has 11 exons.
UUCUAUUUUUUAAAAUCUUGAUACGUUGGAUUUUCGGAGAGGUGCGGAAUUUGAGGGGUUAAGGUUUUUGUAAGUCAGGGUUAGGGUUUUUGGAGGAGUGGUGGGUUUGGAGAUGGAUGAAAAUUCCGAGCUUGAAGAAGGAGAAGCUUGUUUGCACGAAGAUGAAGACGACAAUAUUAACCCUUAUACCGCCUUCUCAUACAUUGAUGAGAAGAUUAAAAAUGUUUUGGGCCAUUUUCAAAAAGAUUUUGAAGGUGGAGUUUCUGCAGAAAAUUUGGGGGCAAAAUUUGGUGGAUAUGGCUCAUUUUUACCUACCUAUGAACGUUCUCCUCCAAGAUUAUCAUGUCCAAAGACACCACAAAAAAACACCAGCAUAUCAGGGUCAACCAACAAUUUCUCUAUGGAGGGUGCAUCUCAGAAUUUGAAAGCUCCUCCAAAUGCACUCCCAACUGGGAGAGCAGGGAACAUUUCCUGCCCAAGUGGCAAUAUUGCAGCUAAUCAGGAUUCACAUUUGACUUCUGCUCAAGUUGUCGAGAAGUCUGCCUUUAAGGAUGAGAGUUUUAACAAAGCAGGGAUUCCAAGUGAUCAGAAGACAUUAAAGGUUCGAAUUAAAAUGGGGUCUGAAAAGAAAGCACAAAAACUUGCUGCAAUCUAUAGCGGUCUCGGGCUUGAUUUUUCUCCAUCUUCGUCAUUGGGGAACAGUCCUGAUGAAAGUGGAGGAACAUUAAUGGUAUCUCAAGAAACCAAUAGCAAAUCACCCACUAGAAUUCUUCAGAUUAUCACUUCCAAUCAUGUCCCUGGUGGUAUGCUCAUAUCUCCUCUUCAUGACAGUGUGCUAUGGUUAUUAAGAAAGGAAAAGGAAAGACCUUCUAGAGAAAAUAAAUCUAUACCGUUGCUUAAGGCAUGCCAAGAACAUUCUUCAAUGUUAAUAGAUGAGUUUGUUUUGGGUAAUAGAAAACAAUUACAUGAGAAGAAACCAAAAUUUUUAAUCGGGAAAAGUGAAGAGCUGGUGGAAUCAAAGCAUGGAAAUCACAUGAAUGUUGAGAAUGGGAAGACAUUGUUCAUAAAAAAGAAGCAUGAGACUAAGAUUGCAGGAGAGGAGUCAUUGCCCAAUGACUUGAAACACACAGCUCCAUCUAGUUCUGUGAAUAUUUCUCUGGAAGCAACUGCUAGGGUCUCUGAUGUCUCUGCAGAAACUAAUCAGAAUGCAUUGAGGAGUAGAUUGAUUUCCUCUGACUCUGGAAAGGAGGAUUCUUUGGAGUCAAUAUCUGGAAGGAGCAGACCGAGUGGCAAAAAAAAGAAGUGGGAUAAGGGGAGUAGUUUAGAUAAAAAGGGUUGGGAACAAAGUGUAGAUAAUUCCAAUAAAAAUGCUUCACUCGACCUUGGGGACAAUGUUGGAAGCAAAUGCUACCAAAAGUCUGCUCCUUUAAAAGUUGAGGAUGAUUCAAAAACAAUGGUUGGUCAGAUAGCCACAUUUCAUGUACAAAAUAAAAUAAGCAUUCCCUCCAAGAAGGAAAAGAUGUUUGAGGGCAAGAAGUCAAAAGGUAGCAAAAAUACUGGAGAAGUUGCUGAUUCGAUGAAAGAAAGCUUGAGACCUGAUGUGGGUUUGACCCUUAAAGAUACCACUAGUUCUAGUCAAGGUUUUUCUUCAGAUAAAGAUAAGAUUCGGAAAUUGAAGAUGCAGGAGGAUAUUAAUCAGGUCCAAGAUAAUGAUAGAGAUGCACUGGAAACAGAAUCCAAACAGAAAUGGGGCCAAAUGGGGUCAACAAUUAGACAUUUUCAGAAUAGGCCGAAAGAUUUUAAGAUGGAGCAUAAUGGCUAUUUGGAUAAGUCGAAGGUAAACGUUAGUGGUAGAACGGUUGAUAACCACCUGUCUGGAGUGGCUGCUCCAGAUGUGGUUCCUCAGCUCUAUGAUAAGAGGUUUCCCUCUCAGACGGCUGCACCAGCUGCAAAUGCUCCUAUAGUCAUAGAAGAAAAUUGGGUUCAGUGUGAUCGUUGUCAAAAGUGGCGACUUUUGCCUUUUGAUACUAGACCAGAACAACUCCCUGAGAAGUGGUUGUGUAGGAUGCUUAACUGGCUGCCAGGAAUGAAUCAGUGUGGCAUUAGUGAGGAUGAGACAACAAAAGCUCUCAAUGCAUUGUACCAGGCUCCAGUUGCUGGGAAUCAAAAUAACCCACAAAAUCAUGUAAAUGGAAGUAUGUCAUUUGUUACUUCAGCUCAGUCUCAGCAUCUUGAUCAGAACAGCUCUAGUUACAAUUCUCAGCCUUUAUCUAUUCAAGUAAAGAAGAACAAUGGUCUUAAGGAAGUGCAGAAAGCGGGUAGCAGUUGCCUGAAUCAGAUGUCAAACUCUAAAAAACAACAACAGCGAGAAUCUUUGAAAAGUAAGAGCCUACAUGACAUGACUCAGGCCCCUGUUGAACCAUUUUUCAUGAAGAAAUCCACCUUUGAAGAGAAAGAAAGGCUUCUAGUUGGAGGUGAGACCAGGAAAACAAAGAUGAAAAACAAGAGGGAAUCCGGUCCUUAUGCAGGUUCAAAGAAAAGCAAAACAGAAGUAGGAUACACUACCGAUAAACAUUACAGUUCUAACAUAGAUCAUGGAAGGGUGGGCCUUAGUUUAAGCACUAGCUUUCCAACUCAAGCAGAUGGAAGAAGCAUGCAGAAUUGUAAUGGGGGCUCGAAUUCUGGGGAUGUAAAGCAUGGUAUUUUUGAAAAAUCAGUAGAUUCUGUGAAGAAACUUGUGGAUCGAACUCUGGUGUCACCAGAUGGUGGGUCAUUGAACAUGAGAAUAUGUGAUAAAAGGGCUCCAUUGAAGAAAAGGAAAUUGGAUGGCUGGCAGGACAGUCAAAAUGGGAACGAGUUGUGCAUGAAGGAAGAAAGUAGUGAGAGUUGUUCUAGGAAUGAAAAGAAGUUACAAUUUUAUAAGAUUGAGGGGAAGCAGUUCAAUAGAAAUGAUGGUGACAGUACACCAAACAGGAAAAUUAUGGAUCAUUUGAUUGGUGGCAUUGUGGACAUCCAAUGUAUUGAUGGGAACCUGAAAUUAAGCAAGCACAAGAAAAAGUCUUCAUCUCAAAAUGAAUUGGAUGGCCUUGAUUCUUCGAGAAGGGAUUCUAGAACUGGACGAAUUUUGAUACCAGCAACUUCUAGUUCUUCAAAGGUUUCAUGUUCUCGUAAAACCAGAGGAAAUUUUGAAAAAGCAAGGGAUUCAAUAGUUGAAUCAGUGUCUUCAUCUCCAAUGAGGACUUCAUAUCCAGAAAAGCUUGCAUCAACUGCUGGUUCAGGGAAGGAUGCUGAAAAUAGUGGCAUUUCUUCAAGUGGCAAUCUUGGAAGAUGUAGGAAUGGAGAAGGCACUUUUGAGCUUGCUCAAUCUGGUAUAGAAAUGAAAGAGAAAGUGUUAGUUGGUUUUAACCCUGGAUCCCGUAAAUCUUCUACCUUGGAUUAUGGGGAUAAAGACUCUCUUUGCAAAAUCAUCAUUAGGAGUAAACCUUCUUCUAGGUUGGGGAAUAGCCAUGUGCUCAAUGGUGAUUCUCAUUCUGCUGAAAAUGCGCAGCAUACUAUAGAAUGUUCCCAUAGUGAGGAUAUAUUGAACAAGGAGUGUGGUGGCAAUGCAUUAUUUUCUCAUAAAUAUAAGAAGGUUUCUACUUUACAGACAAAAGACAAUAAAAGUUAUGCUGCAGAUAAGAUGAAAUGUAGCGAGAAUGAGAAGAACUAUUCUGGUAGGAGGAAUCCUUCAGGACAACCAUCAAGUGAUAGUAGAAUGGGGACCCAAUCGAAUAAAAAGCAUGAUGAAUUCGAUGUAAAAUCUGCUGCUCCAUGCAGCAAAAUGGGGAACAAUGGCCCUGAGCAAAAUGUGAUCCAGGAUUUUAGCAGUCAAACUAAAGUAAUGCGAGUAGAGGUAAGAAGAGGAAUGCCAAAAUCAUCCUUGCAUUCUGAAACUGAAAGUUGGCAAGAGAAAAAAGGUCAUCGAACGGUCCCAGAAGCAGAACAGGGAGUUGUCUCUGAUGAGGUUCCAGUUAGUGACACUUCCAGUGUUGAUGUGUCAAAGGCUCUAAAACAGCCUGGAAAAGCUAGCAGCAAGAAUGCUGGCAGUCCUGUGAGAGAAAAUUCCUUCAGCCUGACAGUAACAAAUGCACUGAAUGAUGCUAAAGGACUUAGAAUUUAUGCUGAUCGUCUUAAGAGUUCUGGUUUUGUUUUUGAAAGCAAUGAGAUUUACUUCCAAGCUGCUCUUAAGUUUCUUGGUGUUGCUGCCCUUCUAGAGGCCAGUAAUAGUGAGAGCGGUAGACAUGGAGACAUGAACCAAAUGCAAGUGUACAUCACUGCCACUAAACUUUGCGAAAUGUGUGCCCAAGAAUAUGAAAAAUGCCAGGAAAUGGCUGCUGCUACUUUGGCCUAUAAAUGUUUGUGGGUAGCGUGCAUGAGGAUUGUUUCCUGCAAACAUUCUUCUAGCUGCAGAGACCUGAAAGAGUUACAAGCAACUCUACAGAUGGUCCCCCAAGGUGAAUCUCCAUCAUCUUCUGUAUCAGAUGUCAAUAAUAACUUAAAUAAUCAAGCAAUUGUGGGCAAGGCUCAAUUAGCCAAGGGUAAUGUUUCACAUGUUGCUGGAACCCAUGCCGUUGUUGCUAUAAACUACCCGAGUUUCGGCCGGCUGCUUGACUUUACACAGGAUGUGAGUUUUGCAAUGGGGGCCUCGAGAAAAUCCCAAACAUGUUUUGUAGCUGCUACUUCAUCUCUGGAAGAAGCACAAAACAUAGAGUGGAUUGCUUCUGUUAAAAAGGUUAUUGAUUUCAGCUUUCAAGAUUUAGAUGAAUUUAUAUCUUUGGUUCAGCAGGCUAUGCAGGCCAUAAGUCGUUCUGGCUAGGUAGUGCUAGAGAUUAGACACGCUGUAUAUAAUAGUGUUGUUUGGUUUAUAACCCCCGAUGUGCAUUGGAGAAAAAAGAUGAAAAAGAUGCCUACUUAGACCUGCAUUCGGAGACAAACAAAUACACCGUUCACCAACAACCUAUAUUGCCUCAGUGUACAUGUGUAUAAAGUGAGAUUGAUUUGCAAAUUUGCAAUGUAUAUUUUUGUUCACCUUCUUCUCAUCGAUAAGCUAGCUUGCUCAGCUAGAGAUUCGGAGUUCUAUGUAAGAUAUUGGUUCCGUACGGUUACCUUUUUUUUUUGCUCCAUUGUUUCGGGCCGAGGAAAAUAAUAUAUAUAGAGAGUUUGGAAUUCAUUAGGCAAUCAUUAUCGAGAGGUUGAAUACUGAUGUAGUGUUGAGAAAUAAUCAGUUUAUCCGCUAACAGUUAUCUCGAAAAUCUAUUGGAAUUGAAAAUUAUAUUCUU